This is a messenger RNA of Phragmites australis (common reed), 1414 nucleotides long. RefSeq lists its product as uncharacterized. Lineage: Eukaryota; Viridiplantae; Streptophyta; Magnoliopsida; Poales; Poaceae. The record is from RefSeq and is a predicted model, not a curated record. The transcript has 4 exons. Bases 68 to 1372 code for a protein of 434 amino acids.
CGGGCUUUCCCUCCGGGUCACCGCCGCCACCGCAGCACCCAGGAGACAGUCGCGCACAACGGUGCAAAUGCUGCGAGCGGCGGCGUCAAGGUGCGCCCGCAGCGCCGUCAGGCGGCUGUCGUCGGCGGCGGAGGCGUCCCUGGUCGCCGCGGCAGCGCGGCGGCAGCGUCCCCUCGACGAUGGGGACUGGUCGUACUACCGGGAGUGGUGGGGCGAAGACGACGGUCCCGGCGAGGGGGCGCACACCGUCUUCCGCUGCCACUCUGAGUGCGGCAACGGCGUCGUUUCCGUCGCCGCCUACCCCGCUUCCCGCCCGGCCAAUGAGCAGUGGCCAGCAGUGGAAAGAUGGCUUCAAGAAAGAAAUGCGAGAUUAUACCCAGAAUCAACUGGAGCUGACCAGUUUAAGAUCCUAGGUUACCAGUGGCGAGUAAUGCGUUUUAAUGAUCAUACACGGCAAAGCACUGUAAAAGUAAUGACCUGUUACAGGAGGUCAGGUCACACGUCAUUAUACUUGAUGCAGCAACCACAUUGUUUAGCUGUUCCUUAUGUCAAGAGCAUGGUAUCAGCAGGAUUGACGGCACUUACUUGUUCUUCUUAUGAUCUCCCCAGAGCAGCAUCUGGACAGAAUACGAUGAAAAUUUUGUGCAUCGGCCAUGGUGGCGGCAACUUACCCUUGUUUUUGGCUAGCAAAUUCAGAGGUGCUGCCAUCCACAUUGUGGAAAUCGAUCCAGUUGUUGUAUCAGCUUCCAUUGAAUCCAUGGGUUUCCCUGCAUCAUCUGUGAAAGGGUUAUCAUCCCAAUACAUGCAGCCUGCUGAUGCUGAUGAGCUAUUAUGGGGAGGCAUACAUGACCGCCUUUUUCUCCACAUAGCUGAUGCUGAGGAUUUCAUUGCCAAUGACAGCAAUCUAUAUGAUAUAGUCUUCAUUGAUGCCUACGAUGGAGAUGACAUAUUUCCUCACAAGCUCUGGGAUGUCGAUGGAACAUUCAUGAAGAACCUUGAGAAGAAAGUCCAUCCUGUUCAUGGCACCGUGGUCGUGAACCUCCAUUCCGAUUCUGAGCUGUCAGCUUCUGAUGCGGAAAACAACGCCCAUUUCCAGAGCAUACUCCCCAUGGGCAAGCAUCUCUCCCAAGUCUGCAGGGCGUACAAGCAGCACUUUGGGCCAGCCUUCACAGCAGCCGUCCCUUGGCUCAGCAACAUCACUCUUGUUGCCUGCCGUGAUAAGGCGAUAACAAGUGGUGCACGCCUAGGGCUUAGUCAUAGGGAUUUCGUUCUUGGCAAGCUUUUAUCGAAAUCCAACAUGGUUGAGUAUGCCUUGGGCUUGCCGUUCCCUUGUUUGCAGUACAUCAAGAAUGGUUUUACACUGGUUGAAUGAUAUACUUUUUUGGGAAUUCGAAUGAUGUAAGGAUAUUUCUUC